AUGGAUAUAGGGAAGAAGUUCGUUAGUGCUUGUAAAAUAGACAGCAGCAAAUCGGAGGCGAUCGUCGCCAUUGAACUACUCAUAAAUCUCAUUAAACGCAGUGAUGUACUCACCGUCCAGGGAUUGGACGACCUUAUUAACGAUGCAGUCAAACAGAUGAGAGCAACAGACAAUAGCAACUCAUCCGUCAAAUCGGCGUGUGAACUCUUCCAAAGGUUUAUUACCUUAGCAGUUUUGGAUACUGGCGGUGAUUUUGAAGGAUGCAAGAGGGUCAUUCUUGAACGUGCCGAUGUUUUUCUGAGAAAAAUUUCGCGGUGCCGCCAGCAGAUCUCUGCAAAUGCCCUCCUUCUUUUCCCGGACAACGCCCGACUCCUGAUCAACUCGUACUCUCGAGUUGUGGUGGAAGCACUUGUCCAUUUUGUUAAGUCUUCCAUGAAUCGUCGACAACUUCACUGCUACGUGACUGAAUGCAUGCCAAGUUCCUCCGGUGUGCGCAUGGUUGGCGAACUAAUGAAAUCAGGCGUCUCUUGCACGCUCGUCCCGGACACUGCUGUCGCCUAUUUAAUGCCACAGAUUGAUGCCGUCGUUGUAGGGGCCGAAGCUGUCGUCGAGAGCGGUGGCUGUCUGAAUGCGCUAGGCUCGUGCACUAUGUGUAUGAUCGCACACAGUCUUGGGAAGCCGGUGUAUGUUAUGGUUGAGUCCUUUAAGUUUUUGCGAGUUUAUCCACUUGACCAGAGGCAUAUCGCCGACGAAUUGAAGUGGAGUGCUUCAAGACUCAAGGAAAUACGUUCAAAAACUAUACCCGACGACGCGAAGCCCAGUGAAAAUGAAGAUUAUGUCUUCGAGGAAAUGGAUGACGUAUGGCUCAAGGUCGAGAAGCAGAAAGUGUCUGUAAUAGACAAGGACAUACCCUUAAUUGAUUACACAAAUCCACUUUAUAUUACUGCACUUGUAACAGACUUAGGAAUCCUCACACCGUCCGCUGUUAGUGAUGAAUUGAUUAAACUGUACCUUUGA
This is a messenger RNA of Dibothriocephalus latus, 1017 nucleotides long. The record is from the annotation of a GenBank genome assembly. NCBI's taxonomy places the organism in Eukaryota, Metazoa, Platyhelminthes, Cestoda, Diphyllobothriidea, Diphyllobothriidae.